Messenger RNA from Onychostruthus taczanowskii (white-rumped snowfinch), 1159 nucleotides. Its product is annotated as programmed cell death 1 ligand 2-like. The record is from RefSeq and is a predicted model, not a curated record. The transcript is spliced from 7 exons. Bases 176 to 1159 code for a protein of 327 amino acids. NCBI's taxonomy places the organism in Eukaryota, Metazoa, Chordata, Aves, Passeriformes, Passeridae. Gene Ontology annotation, biological process: cell surface receptor signaling pathway; T cell costimulation; positive regulation of T cell proliferation. Gene Ontology annotation, cellular component: external side of plasma membrane.
GUACAAGAACUGUUGAAGAGCAGGGCAUGACAUGUUUUAUGAAAAGCAGGGAGAACAUGAGGCCUAUUCUGUAACAUCACGAAUGGUUAGUAAUGCAAGCUCAGAAGAAAUCACCUUCCAGAUGCUGGUGCAGGCUCUUCUAUGGAAGUGUGUCAGAGCCACAUGAUGAAGUUGCAUGGAUCGACCUGAGAAAAUGUUCCAAAUCCUCACAAUACUGUUGCUGGAAACAAAGCUCUCCAUGGUCUCAGCUUUAUUUACAGUUGAAGUUCCUCAACAGCUGUACACUGUGGAGUAUGGGAGUAAUGUAACCAUGGAAUGCAGAUUCCCUGUGAAUGGCUCAGUGGAUCUAGGACUCCUGACUGUUGUUUGGGAACAGAAAAGGCAGGGCUCAUUGAAAUCAAAAGAGGUGUACACAUUCCGCAAUGGGAGGGCACUCCAUCCAUCUCAACAUCCUGAUUACAUAGGAAGAGCAUCACUUCUGCACAGUGGACUGAAGUUGGGACGAGCCAUCCUCCAGAUCACCAAUGUUAAGAUAACAGAUGCAGGAUCAUACCUUUGUCUCAUUGACUACCAGGGCGUGGACUACAAGUACAUUGCUUUGGAAGUAAGAGCAUCUUACAAGAGAAUAAACACUCAAGCAAUGAGAGUACCAGAUGAAGACAAGUUUGUUUUUAUGUGCCAGUCAGAAGGCUUUCCUCUGGCAGAGGUUUUCUGGCAAAAUGAGAACCUCAAUCUCAGUGGAUCUGCAAAUACCACCUAUACACUGACUGCAGAUGGCCUCUACAAUGUCACCACCAUCCUGACAUUCAAACCAAAUAUGAGUGAGAACUACACUUGUGUCUUCUGGAAUAAAGAACUGAAUGGAGAAACUUCAGCUCACUUUUCCACUUUAGCUUUAAUGAGUACACAGUACAGUGGACAAAAAUUCCUGGUCUCCUUAAUCAUCCCCACAUGUGUGACUGUAGCUGUCCUUCUCUCUGCACUAAUAAUAUUUCAGAAGAGAAAAUCAUUCAAGAAUGAACAACCCAAAAAAGACAGGAAAAGAAAACUGAACCCUAAUGCAAAGGAUGAGAACAGUGAUGAUUUUAACUCUCAGUCUGAGGCUUUAUACUUGUCAACUGUCACAGCUUCAAGAGACUGUGGGAGUGUGAGUCUGUGA